Molecule: messenger RNA, 4465 nt
Organism: Lepisosteus oculatus (spotted gar)
Lineage: Eukaryota; Metazoa; Chordata; Actinopteri; Semionotiformes; Lepisosteidae
Source: RefSeq, a predicted model, not a curated record
AUGUUAUCAGGUUUCAAAGCUGCAUUGAAGAGCCAAGGUCCUCUGUGUAUCCUGGAGCAUUUUGACACUGCGUACAGCAUUUUACAACACUUUCAGACUGCAGACAGUGCUGUAAAAGCCGACACUCUGGACAUACUCUUAAAAGUGGUGUCCGGCCUGUCCGCAUCUCUCCCUGCUCUCCUGGAUUCCUCUUCUCUUUCCCCGGCUGACCGGAAGCUACAGCUGAAUACAGUGAAGAUGGGCGUCUUCCUGCUGUGCAAAUUGGCUGAGGGCCUGGAGAGCGACUCCUCCAGGCAUAGCAUCAUCACUGCACCCAGCAAGGGUGGUAAGAAGAGCAGAACAGUGAAUGCCGAUGCUCCGUUCCAGUGGGACACCGAGAGGGAUCAUGUUCUCCAGGCUCUCACUCAGCUGCUCCAGCUCGACAUCAGAACGCUGUGGAGCCUGUCGCUCGUGGAGGAGGAAUUCACUAGCUGUGUGACGCGAUGUUGUUACAAGCUCCUUGAGAACCCAGCCAUCAAUCAAGUGAAAUACAAAAGCACCAGAGAGGCCAUCAUUCACCUGUUGGGGCUUCUUGUCAAGAAGUACAAUCAUCUUCUGGGGGCCAGUGUGAAGGUGAUCCAGCUGCUUCAGCACUUCGAGCACUUGUCCUCCGUGUUUGCUCAGGCGAUGUCCGUGUGGGGCUCCGAAUAUGGGGUCAAGGCCAUCGUGGGAGAGGUCAUAAGAGAAAUUGGUCAGAAGUCCAGUGAAGAGCUGUCACGGGAGGGGUCAGGAGUCAGGUCCUAUGCUGCCUUUUUGUCUGAACUGGGCACUCUGGUCCCUGAAGCCAUGGUCCCUAACAUCAGUGUGUUACUGCAGCAUCUGGAAGGGGAGUGUUACAGCAUGCGCCUGGCGGUGUGCGAGGUGCUAGGGGAGAUUCUCGUCCGGGUUCUCCAUGGCGACCAGUUGUCAGAGACCAGCCGUGCAGCUCGUGACCAGUUCCUGGACACUCUGCAGGAGCACGUCCACGACGCCAACGCCUUUGUCCGUUCCAGAGUCCUGCAGGUCUUCACGCGCGUUGUGCAGAGCAAGGCUCUCCCUCUGGUGCGGUACAGGGAGGUGCUGACUUUGGCAGUGGGCAGGCUGAUCGACAAAUCUGUCAAUGUGUGCAAGAACGCCAUCCAGCUCCUGGCAGCCUUCAUCGCCAACAACCCCUACAGCUGCAAGCUGAGCAGUGUGGACCUGAAAGCCCCUUUGGAGAAGGAGGUGGCCAAGCUGAAAGAGCUAAAGGAGAAGGAAAGAGAGAAAGCGCCUGUGGCAGUGAUUGAGGCAUGGGAGGUAUGGCAGGCCAUGGAGCCUGAACUUCUACAGACCGUGCAAGCGGAGCUGGACAGGAGGAGCCAGGAGGAUGAAACGGAGGAGCAGAACGAAACGGAGGAGGAGAUCCAGCCAGGCGGCUCUCCCAGGGACACAGCAGUGAGGAUUGCCCAACUGCUUCAAAGCAACAAGUACAGGCAGGCAGUUGGGCUGACCCUGAAAGGGCUGUCAGCAUUCCCGGAGUCUGACUACUUCUCUGCAGACAGCCCCCUCACUGCAGAUGGCAUCAUGGGCACUCUUGGGCGCAUCUUCAAAGGCUCGGAAGAGGAUUCUGGGAAGCAGGAACCUGUCACCGUUGUGGCUGAUAAGAAAGAAGAGGGGAGUGAGGAAGAGAGGGAGGAGGCAUCCAGUGAACUGAAGAAGCAAGAGAUGCUGGUUCAGUACCUGAGAGACACCGAGAGCUUCUCCUUGCAGAUAGAGGAGGCCAUCUCUCUCAUCACCUCUAUGCUGUACUGGAAAACUACGUCGGUGGUGCAGGAGGCGAUCCAGUUUUGCGUGACGGUCUGUGAAUUCGGGGUCUCUCAGUCUCUAAAUGGGGUCAGGAGGAUGCUGCCCCUGGUGUGGUCUCCGGACACGGCGGUGCGGGAGGCCACAGUGGAGGCCUAUAAGAGACUCUACCUCCGACCCCCAGGAGACACACUCAGGGCCAAGGCUCAGACCCUCGUUCACAAUCUCUCGGUGCUGAUGGUCGAUGCCUCUCUGGGAACUAUUCAGUGUCUGGAGGAGAUAGUGCUGGAGUUCUUCCAGAAGAGCGAGCUGCAGUCAACUGUAAUCCAGGUGCUGUGGGAGAGGUUCACGGGGAAGACCGCCUGUUCGGGGCUAGAGCGCCGCGCAGCCGUCUUACUGCUGGGCAUGGCAGCACGGGCGGAGAAAGAGGUGGUGUUGAGCAACCUGGACACUCUGGUGUCAGUUGCUCUUGGAGAGAAAGUAAUGGAGGAUUUCCUUCUGGCCCGAGACGCAUGUAUCGCCGUCUCCAAAAUUACAGACAAGAACAAGACUCAGCAGAGGAAAGACGGCCGUCCUUUCAGACUGCCGCAGGAUCACCAGCUGUUCACUGCUCUCACGGAUGCCAUCACUGCAGGAGUGUUGCUCAAUGAUGCCUACUGGGUCUCCUUUAUGGAGCAGGCUGUCAGUCUGAUCUACCAGCUCUCCGAGUCUCCUGACAAGACCUGCGCCCACAUACUGAGAAGCUGCACCAAACGGCUGUUGGAUGAGAUCACCCAGGGAGGAGGCUCAAAGGAGGAGGAGGACACAUUAGAGCAUGGCAGUCAGGACAACAGUGACCCAUGUAGCCAAAGUUACCAAGUGCAGUGCGGGGCUCUCGCUCAGCUCCUGUCCCUGGCCGGCUCGGUGGCCUUUCAGCAGCUGGAGCACCUGGAGCGCAGCGUGAGUGGAGAGCUGAGGAGGAGGAGAAUGGAGAAGGAAGAGAAGCAGAGCGCCCCUGACAGGACGCCCAUGCAUUCAUCCAACGAGACGACGGUGGAGGAGGAGAUGGGUUUAACAGGAGCGUCGGCUGAAGACACUGAAGCGGAGCUCAUCAGGAAGAUCUGCGAGACUGAGCUGCUGCAUGAGGAGACUGUGCUCACACCCUUCCUGCCGCUGAUGGUUAAGGUCUGCAGCAACCCCGGCCGGUACAGCCACCCCCAGCUCAGCACUGCGGCCUGCCUGGCCCUGGCCAAGUACAUGAUGAUCAGCUCUUCCGUUUGCGACAGUAACCUACGCCUGCUCUUCACGAUGCUAGAGAAAGCCUCGCUGCCCUCCGUCAGGUCCAACACCAUCAUCGCGCUGGGGGACCUCACCAUCCGCUUCCCCAACCUUAUCGAACCCUGGACCCCACACCUAUACGCCAGGCUUAGUGACCAGUGUCCUUCAGUCAGGCUGACCGCUCUCACAGUUCUGACACACCUGGUGUUGAAGGACAUGGUGAAGGUCAAAGGUCAGGUCAGUGAGAUGGCCUUGCUACUGAUUGACCCCGAGUCGAAGAUUAGCAGUCUGGCUCUCAACUUCUUCAAUGAGCUGGCUGGCAAGGACAAUGCUAUCUACAAUCUACUACCCGACAUCAUUAGCCGCCUGUCAGAUCCCGAGAGGGGAAUCGCAGAAGAGGACUUCCAAACCAUCAUGAAGCAGUUGUUUUCCUACAUCACAAAGGAGAAGCAGACUGAAAGUCUAGUGGAGAAACUGUGCCAGAGGUUCAGGACAGCGAAGAGCGAGCGGCAGUGGCGGGACCUGUCUCACUGCCUGUCCCUGCUGUCUCUCUCGGAGCGGGGCUUCAAGAAGCUACAGGAGUGCUGGGAGUGCUACAGUGACAAGCUGAGCGAGGAGGGGGUCUACCAGGGGCUCCUCGCCCUCGUUGGCAAACUGCGCCGGGCUGCCAAGCCAGAAGUCAAGGCCCAGGUGGAGGAGUUCGAGAAGCGUCUGACGGCAGUACACACCCGUGGUUUGGAGAACGUGGAGACGGAGGAAGGAGAUGGAGGCUCACAGACCACCAAGACCCCUGCUGCCACCAGGAAGACUGACCGGAAACCCACACGAGGCAAAAGCAGGACCCUGACAGCCCAAAAUGACGACAAAGAUGAUUUCUGUACUCCCAAGACGAAGACGAGAAGAGUUCCCAGGAAGAAACCCACGAUCUCCUUCAGCAGCGACGAGGAGGAGGAAGAGUCCGCCGCCGAGCUUUCGGAAAACGAGACCCCGAAGGUCACGACGCCCAUCUUGCGCUCUGCUCGCCGCUCCAGAACCAGACGCUGAAGAAGGGAGAGACGGGUCUAAGCCAGUUCUCUGGCAUCCUUUAAGAAUCUGCUUGAUGACACUUGUGGGAUGUUGGUGAGCUAUUGUAGAGCAAGAUAAACUGAACAGAGCCUUUCUCUAUUCCUCUGACUGGCCCCACAAGAUGAGGCAAGGCCUUUCCUCCUCCAUCUCUUUGUGUAUUCUGUUACCAGUGACCUGUCUGUACAUUUGCCUUCCGCCCUGACCACCUCUUGAUGUUUCACUCUGUAUUCUGUUGUUUUUUGAGAUUUUGUGAACUACAUAGACCUUUCUGUUUUGUUUUGUUCUUGUGUUUCCCACUUCAAUCAUGAUUUUAGAGAUUGUUAAAUAAACUCCCAUUUUCUGA